Branchiostoma belcheri (Belcher's lancelet) is the source of this 5992-nucleotide messenger RNA. RefSeq lists its product as uncharacterized. Lineage: Eukaryota; Metazoa; Chordata; Leptocardii; Amphioxiformes; Branchiostomatidae. The annotation marks the transcript as partial. The record is from RefSeq and is a predicted model, not a curated record. Gene Ontology annotation, molecular function: protein binding. The transcript is spliced from 30 exons.
AUGUCGCACCCCCAGAAAAGAAAGAAGAACUGGAAGCAGCCACCCAGGAGGCUGAGAUCAAACGAGAAGAAGUUGCAGCAGCUGCAGUGCCCCUCCACCCCCACCCCCCCCCCCUCCUCGGGAGGUACGGGCGCUCUGCUUCCCCCGGCAGCUGGUCCGCCUGCUUCCGGGACGACGGCACCCCACCACCCGUCGGCUGCACUUCCCCCACCCGGUCCCGGCACGGCUGUCCCGCCGAAGACUGACGCGGGGAAACAUGGAUCAGCAGUAACAACUGGGUCCAGGAGACGUUAUCAUGGACACCCUUCGGCCGGACGCCGGGCUUCUCGCCAAGGUGAACAAAAGUUUCCAGCCCUCGACUUCAACAAACAGACGGCGUCAGCCAAGUCUACAGCCUUGCCAGCCUGGGAGGCCAGGGGCCGUUUAGCCCUGCUACAGUACACGUGCCACCGGCUGGUCCGGUAUCCCUGGCCCGUUGUCAGGGCGUUUCACCACGCCGCCGUCACCCGCGCCCUGCGUGUCCCCACGGAGUGCAAUAUGGACUGGGAAGACAUAAAGGAGUACUACAUCGAUGGGGAUGCCAGCAAGCUAAAGAACACAACCGCCGUGGCGACUUCCCUCCAGUCGACGACCAACGCCAGCGGUUUUCAGAAGAACGAGAUCUGUCAGAGCCCGUUUGGGAUGGAGUCUGGUGCCAUACCUGAUGACAGCAUCACUGCAUCUGGAGUCGGGCAUCACUACGCGCUGGAUCCCCACCUCGGGAGGUUAAAUGGAACUACUCAUUAUGGAGCCUGGGGACCAGCCAUGCAUAUCAUCGGACAAUGGUUGCAGGUGGAUUUAGGUGGAAUAAAGCGCGUCACGGGCAUCAUUACUCAGGGUGCCCACUCACCUGUUUUUAAUCAACUUUCAUGGGUGACGACAUUCAAACUUGAGUACAGUGGAGACGAAACUUUUUGGACAACAUAUGCCGACAGCGAUGGAUCAGAUAUGAUAUUUACAGGCAACACGGACCCAAAGACACCUGUAACGAAUCUACUGGACAACCCUGUAGACACCCGUUAUGUGCGCUUCUACCCUCAGCGCUGGCAUGGCCGCAUUGCCAUGAGGGUGGAAAUUCUUGGCUGCAGCACUGAGUUCUGUCAGAAUCCGCUUGGGAUGGAAUCUGGCACCAUACCUGAUGACAGCAUUACUGCAUCUGGAGUCGGGCAUCAUUAUUUACUACAUCCCUACUUUGGCCGUUUAAAGGGAACAGCUGGUUGGGGAGGCUGGGGAUCAGCGCGCUAUAACGGAGGACAAUGGUUGCAGGUGGAUUUGGGGGUGAUAAAGCGCGUCACGGGCGUCACUACUCAGGGUGCCUUCCAACCUGUCUAUCAUCAAUACUCAUGGGUGACGUCGUACAAACUUCAGUACAGUGGAGAUGGAACGUUCUGGACAACAUACGCCGACAGCGAUGGGUCCGAUAAGGUUUUCACUGGCAACACGGACACGGAGAAUCCUGUAACGAACCUACUGGGCAACCCUGUCGACGCCCGUUAUGUGCGCUUCAACCCUCAGCGCUGGCACCACCGCAUUGCCAUGAGGGUGGAGAUUCUAGGCUGCAGCACUGAGAUACUCUGGGGGCUGACCCUUAAUGAUGCCGGGAUGAGUCACCUUAACGUGUCCUGGACAGUCGUGGGGAAUCUUCCGAUCUCGCGCUACACGCUCCGCUACCAGCCAGCAGACGGGUCGGGCUCGUACCAGGACCUCUCCCCCGCACCAGAAGCGGGAGACACCUCGGCAACUGUGUUAGGACUCAUGGAUCACACAGAAUACACCCUCACUCUGACUUCUUUUGACGAUAAUGAUCAACCAAACGGGGUUAUCAACGGGACAUUCACCACAGUCUGUCAGAGUCCGCUUGGGAUGGAAUCUGGUGCCAUACCAGAUGACAGCAUCACCGCAUCUUCAGUCUUGACUUAUGUGCAACCCUACUUUGGCCGUUUGAAGGGAACUGCUGGUGUGGGAGGCUGGGCAUCAGCGGGCCAGGACAGAACACAAUGGUUGCAGGUUGAUUUGGGGGUGAUAAAGCGCGUCACGGGCAUCGUUACUCAGGGUGCCUUUCAACCUGUCCAUGAUCAAUACUCAUGGGUGACGUCGUACAAACUUCAGUACAGUGGAGAUGGAACGUUCUGGACAACAUACGCCAACAGCGAUGGGUCCGAUAAGGUUUUUACAGGUAACACGGACGAGAAGAAUCCUGUAACUAACCUACUGGACAACCCUGUCGACGCCCGUUACGUGCAAUUUUACCCUCAGCGCUGGCACCACCGCAUCGCCAUGAGGGUGGAGAUUCUAGGCUGCAGCACUGAGAGUAUCUUCCCAGUCUGCCAGGAUCCAUUUGGGAUGGAAUCUGGUGCCAUACAUGAUGACAACAUCACUGCAUCUUCAGUAGGGCAUAGUCAUUUGCUACGCCCCUACUUCGCGCGUUUAAAGGGAACUGCUGGUUGGGGUGCCUGGGGAUCGGGGCACCAAAUCAUUGGAGAAUGGUUGCAGGUUUUCACAGGCAACACGGACACAAAGAAUCCUGUAACAAACCUUCUGGACAACCCUGUCGACGCUCGUUAUGUGCGCAUCUACCCACAGUCUUGGUACGGCUACAUGGCAAUGAGGGUGGAGAUUCUAGGCUGCGAAACUGAGCUCGUGGGGAAUCUUCCGAUCUCGCGCUACACACUCCGCUACCAGCCGGCAGACGGGUCUGGCUCGUACCAGGACCUUUCACCCGCACCAGGAGCGGACGCCACGUCGGCAGCAGUGCUAGGACUUAUGGAUCACACCGAAUACAUCCUCACUCUGACUUCUUUUGACCAGGACGACCAGCCGAACGGAGCCAUCAACGGAACAUUCACCACAGUCUGUCAGUAUCCACUUGGGAUGGAAUCUGGUGCCAUACAUGAUGACAACAUCACUGCAUCUUCAGUAGGGCAUAGUCAUCUGCUACGCCCCUACUUCGCGCGGUUAAAGGGAACUGCUGGUUGGGGCGGCUGGGGAUCGGGGUACCAAAUCAUUGGAGAAUGGUUGCAGGUAGAUUUGGGGGUGAUAAAGCGCGUCACGGGCAUGACAACCCAGGGUGCUCUCUUGCCUGUACAUCAUCGCUAUUCAUGGGUGACGUCAUACAAACUUCGAUACAGUGGAGAUAAAACUUUCUGGACGACAUAUGCCAACAGCGAUGGCUCGGAUAAGGUUUUCACAGGCAACACGGACACCAAGAAUCCUGUAACGAACCUACUGGACAACCCUGUCGACGCCCGUUACGUGCGAUUUUACCCUCAGCGCUGGCACCACCGCAUCGCUAUGAGGGUGGAGAUUCUAGGCUGCGCCGCGGAAGUACUCUUGGGGCUGACCCUUAAUGAUGCCGGGAUGAGUCACCUGAACGUCUCCUGGACAGUCGUGGGGAAUCUUCCGAUCUCCCGCUACACGCUCCGCUACCAGCCGGCAGACGGGUCGGGCUCGUACCAGGACCUCUCCCCCGCACCAGGAGCGGGAGACACCUCGGCAGCUGUGGUAGGACUCAUGGAUAACACCGAAUACACCCUCACUCUGACUUCUUUUGACGAGGACGACCAGCCAAACGGAGUCAUCAACGGAACAUUCACCACAGUCUGUCAGAAUCCCCUUGGGAUGGAGUCUGGCGCCAUACCUGAUGACAACAUCACUGGACCUGGAGACUGGCAUCAUCAUAUGUUGCAGCCCUACUUCGGGCGGUUAAAAGGAAGUGCUGGUUGGGGCGGCUGGAUGGGGCGGAUGGUCGGACAUUGGUUGCAGGUUGAUUUAGGAGCGAUAAAGCGCGUCACAGGCACCGUUACGCAGGGUGCUCUCUCACCUAUCAAUAAUUAUUAUUCAUGGGUGACGUCGUACAAACUUGUGUACAGUGGAGAUAAAACUUUCUGGACGACAUACGCCAACAGUGAUGGCUCAGAUAAGGUUUUUACAGGCAACACGGACACGGAGAAUCCUGUAACGAACCUACUGGACAACCCCGUCCACGCCCGUUAUGUGCGCUUCUACCCUCAGCGCUGGCACAUCCACAUGGCCAUGAGGGUGGAGAUUCUAGGCUGCGGCACUGAGAUACUUUGGGGGCCGACCCUUAAUGAUGCCGGCAUGAAUCAUCUAAACGUGUCCUGGACAGUCGUGGGGAAUCUUCCGAUCUCCCGCUACACGCUCCGCUACCAGCCGGCAGACGGGUCGGGUUCGUACCAAGACCUCUCCCCCGCACCAGGAGCGGGAGACACCUCGGCAGCUGUGGUAGGACUCAUGGAUAACACCGAAUACACCCUCACUCUGACUUCUUUUGACGAGGACGACCAGCCAAACGGAGUCAUCAACGGAACAUUCACCACAGUCUGUCAGAAUCCCCUUGGGAUGGAGUCUGGCGCCAUACCUGAUGACAACAUCACUGGACCUGGAGACUGGCAUCAUCAUAUGUUGCAGCCCUACUUCGGGCGGUUAAAAGGAAGUGCUGGUUGGGGCGGCUGGAUGGGGCGGAUGGUCGGACAUUGGUUGCAGGUUGAUUUAGGAGCGAUAAAGCGCGUCACAGGCACCGUUACGCAGGGUGCUCUCUCACCUAUCAAUAGUUAUUAUUCAUGGGUGACGUCGUACAAACUUGUGUACAGUGGAGAUAAAACUUUCUGGACGACAUACGCCAACAGUGAUGGCUCAGAUAAGGUUUUUACAGGCAACACGGACACGGAGAAUCCUGUAACGAACCUACUGGACAACCCCGUCCACGCCCGUUAUGUGCGCUUCUACCCUCAGCGCUGGCACAUCCACAUGGCCAUGAGGGUGGAGAUUCUAGGCUGCGGCACUGAGAUACUUUGGGGGCCGACCCUUAAUGAUGCCGGCAUGAAUCAUCUAAACGUGUCCUGGACAGUCGUGGGGAAUCUUCCGAUCUCCCGCUACACGCUCCGCUACCAGCCGGCAGACGGGUCGGGUUCGUACCAAGACCUCUCCCCCGCACCAGGAGCGGGAGGCACAUCGGCAACUGUGGUAGGACUUAUGGAUCACACCGAAUACACCCUCACUCUGACUUCAUUUGACGAGGACGACCAGCCUAACGGAGUCAUCAACGGAACAUACACCACAGUGUGUCAGAAUCCGCUUGGGAUGGAAUCUGGUGCCAUACCAGAUGACAACAUUACUGCAUCUGGAAACUGGCGUCAUCAUAUGUUGCAGCCUUACUUCGGGCGGUUGAAGGGAACUGCUGGUUGGGGCGGAUGGGGAGCAAUAGCCGGACAAUGGCUGCAGGAACAUGAACAGGAACUCUUCGAUCACAUCAACACAGAGCAUGACAGUAUCAAGUUCACUAUUGAGAGGGAACAAGACAACCGUCUCCCCAUGCUGGAUGUCAUGAUGGUCAGGAAUCCAGACAACACCAUCACUACAGAUGUGUUCAGAAAACAAACCCACACCGACCACUAUUUGCAGUGGUUCUCCAACCACCCGGUGCAACAGAAGCUUGGGAUAGUUAGGACUCUCAUGCACAGAGCCAACACCCUUACUGAAGAUCCCGCUUUGAGAGAGACCGAAAAGGAAAAAGUCAGAGUAGCCCUCAGACACUGUGGAUACCCAGAAUGGGCCCUGAGGGAGGGGGAAAAUAACUCCAGAAAGGACAAAAGUAGCAAGGAACAGAGUAGGACUGGAAAACAAGAACAACUCCCAGCGAGUUACCUGGUUCUACCCUACAUACAUGGAGUUACAGAGAGGUUGAAACGAGUAUAUGCCAAACACAAUGUGAGCCUGUACUCCAAACCGGGCUUCACCUUACGUAAUGCCCUUGUCAGACCCAAGGACCCUCUAGCACCUGGGGAGAAGUGCGGCAACACGGACACGGAGAAUCCUGUAACGAACCUACUGAGCCACCCUGUCAACGCCCGUUAUGUGCGCUUCAACCCUCAGAGCUGGCACCACCGCAUUGCCAUGAGGGUGGAGAUUCUAGGCUGCAGAGCUAACAGUAGAG